UUAUGAACCCCAAUUAUUCUGUAAUGCUAGGUUUGGCAUGAGUAUCAGAAACAUUCCUAUAUAAUUGUCUCUAGACUGGCAUGCUGAGCUUAUAAUUUAUUCAACUGUAUGUCAAAACAUGGAGCACCACCGUGGAGUAAAUAACACAAACUCCGCUUAUCCUGGAAAUUUAGGACUGGAAGCACAGUUGGAAAAUGCAAAGGUUUCCAACCCACCCAAGACAGCACACUGUUUGCAAAAUGGUGGAUUUGGUUUGACUGUGUCCUCCAAAAAUGAAAAUAAAAAAGCGGAAGUUGAUAAUAUUCUAAGAAGGGAGGCGGGCGAGCGUAAUGUGACUCUAUGCUCUCCUGUCAACACGUCUGAUGGUUUGCGUAUAACUAAACCAACCAACUGCGUUCACCAAUCUAGUGAUCAGGUUACGCACACCACUUCUGUGAAAUCUGAUUCACAGUCUGAUAAAGUCACAAGCACUUCUGCGCCAAACCAGACCAGUGAGACCACUACACAGAGUACAGGCUGCAAUUGGCGACAGCGGCAAGGCCAGAACAAAACACCAAGGAUACCGUCGCUUAUUGUGAGCGACACUAGCACAGGUGAUUCUUGCUUGGUAGACGAAACUCUAGAUUUUAGUCCAACUUGGAGGCACUCAUGCGAAGCAUCAAGUUUUGACCCAAACCACUGCGCUUCAACUGCGUUCGGGCCGUCAGUAUAUCAAAUUGAGGCAGGAGACAAUAUUAGCACUUUGCCGGAGCUUGUUUCAGCGGAGCAUACACUUCUAAGUCCAAGAAGAAGCUGCGACAGUGCGUACGGCUCCUCCAUGGACACAGGAUGUCACCAAGAUGAUGGGAGUACUGCUUCCUCGUUUGGCGAAACGGAGGGUUCCGUUGAAAUUGAAGCAACUAUGUCUUCCCCUGAGACCUCACCCCAGCAUAAUCCAUUGACAUUAUCGGUGGUUGCCCUCCGGAAGCAAGCAGCCUCCCCCUUUUCAUCCUCUUCAUCGGCAACAUCCGACACCCCAGAUCCAUUGUUGCCAUCCGAUGAUGGAGGAUCAAGUUUAAAAGUGGGCGAAACUUUUGUCCGGAAGUUGUCAUCUUCUUCCAAUUGCUCAUUGAGGUCUUCUUUGUCCUUUGAAUCAGAAGAGGAUUUUGUCAGUGGUGAUGAGGGUGCAGUGCAAGGUACAAGAAGAAGACAUACCAAGAUUAAAGCACAAAACUCUUGGAGCAAGAUACGGAUGGUGAUAUGGUCACCGUUUAUGCAGUCAUUCAAAAAGAAAUACCCCUGGGUACAACUGGCGGGUCAUGCAGGAAAUUUCCAACCGGGCGAGGAAGGCUGCAUCCUCAAGCGCUACGUCGAGCGAGAAGCAAACUGCUUAAAAGGAAUGGGCGCCGACCUAACUCUGCAAAACUUCGCACCCUCGUUCCAUGGCAUCGUGGAAAACAACGGGGAGAAAUUCACUCAGAUGGAAGAUCUUUUACUCCCCUUUGACGCUCCUUCACUUAUGGAUUGUAAGAUGGGUAUCAGGACGUACUUGGAGGACGAGUUGAUUAAAGCGAAAGUAAAGCCACAACUCCGAAACGACAUGUACCUGAAGAUGACAGAAAUCUCCCCUGACGAACCGACAGCCGAGGAACGAGAACUAAAAGCGGUGACGAAACCAAGGUAUAUGCAAUGGAGAGAACAAGUUAGUUCAACUUCAAACCUUGGCUUCAGGAUCGAAGGAAUAAAGGUUAGUGAUCAGAAAGGGGACAAGGACCCCAGCAAAGAUUACAAGCUCACGAAAACGAAAGAACAAGUUGUAUGCGCGUUUAAAUACUUCAUAAACAACAACGUCACUGUGCUGGAGAAAUACAUCGAGAGGUUAAUGGACAUGCGGGUGGCGUUGGAGGGAUCAGAUUUCUUUCAUCGUCAUGAGGUGAUCGGGAGCUCCCUGUUAUUCGUGCACGAUGCUACGGGGUUGGCUAAAGUGUGGAUGAUCGACUUUGGGAAGACGAGUCGUUUGCCUGAAGGUCAAACACUCGACCAUAGAACAGAAUGGGUGGAAGGGAACAGGGAGGACGGCUACCUUUUCGGCAUGGACAAAAUGAUCAACAUUAUGCAAGAGAUUUUAAACGAUCUGAGGUCGGAUACAAACCAUAAUGACGUCAUCGCAAAUGACGUCACGUCCGUUAGCGCGGUGGACACUGCAGCGUCACCCAGCCCGCGCACCGCCCGCAAGAUAGCGCUAAAGCGGCAGCUCGCUCAGAGUCUCUCGAGCGAAGAGCCAUCUGAUGACGUCACGAACUCAAAAGACAGGACGUCGUAGGGAAAGUCCCCGGACCCAACGCACGGUACUAACCCGCCGGCACGGUGGCCGUCCAAACGAAAAGGUACUUCCCCCAGACAGAGAAAGAUGUAAGGUCCGCGGUACAUGACCGCUUUGUCCUUCCCAAAGCACGGAUAGUCCCAGGCGUCCUCCGGAACACUUGUGCGACUUUGAAAGGUGCACAUGUUGCCGUACCGAUUUAUUUUUAUACAAAAUGUUUCUUUUUCCUACCCCCCUGCACUAUAUGUAAGUGCCGUUUUAACCAAGCACCCCCGCUCUCACACGUCAUAACGCACUAUUGUGACGUAGGUCGCCUGCUAAGCUCCACAAUUUUCCAUGACGUCACCUCAAGAUCGUACCCUCUGUCACAGAUAUAUUGCUUAAAUCACUUUUUAAUGGAAUCCAAACGACCGAGCCAUUUGGUCGGGUUUUUAUCGAUAAAUUUCUCUAUGAUGUCACACAGUCCUGUGUUUUAACACAAGACAAUGUGUCGCUAUUAAAAUAAUCACUGUAUUCCGAAAUGGCCGCUUUUUCUAACAUGAUAAUGUUAGAAUAGGACCUGGGUAUUUGGCAAAGUUUAAGCUCACAUUAAAUGCUAAAUACUGAAAUCAAAACUGGCUUACUUUUCAAACUGUAGCGCAGCCACUGUGUUACACGAUAUCUAUGUUCGCCUAUAAUUCUUAAAUCAAGCGGUACCCCGAGUAAUCAUCAAAUUUUUUUCCAUAUUAAAAUAAUCAAAAAUAUGUUUUAUUCAAAAAAAGCACAGCGUACCUCGGCUAUCGUGGACUAACUGCGUAAUCUUCAUUUUUUUCGUGUUUUUACUGUUUUAUUUACAAAAAAAUAGUCGACUACUGAAAUUUAAUACUUUUAAUUUUUUAUCCCACACAUAAUCAGUGACCGUGUGGACAAUUUUUCCGAAAUCUCAAAACUUAAAAUGUUUUCAAGCAUUCAUUUUACAUUCCGUGUUUUUUCGUGCGUUUUUCCUUUUUUUCUUACUUUCAGGUAGUCUGCUAGCUUCUUAAUAUUACUUGUACCGUUAUUGUUAUACUGUACAUUCGUUCCAAUACAGUUCGAUUCCGAAAAAGCAA
Molecule: messenger RNA, 3390 nt
Organism: Ciona intestinalis (vase tunicate)
Lineage: Eukaryota; Metazoa; Chordata; Ascidiacea; Phlebobranchia; Cionidae
Biological process (GO): phosphatidylinositol phosphate biosynthetic process; inositol phosphate biosynthetic process
Cellular component (GO): nucleus; cytoplasm
Molecular function (GO): inositol hexakisphosphate kinase activity
Source: RefSeq, a predicted model, not a curated record